Anisakis simplex (herring worm) is the source of this 429-nucleotide messenger RNA. The record is from the annotation of a GenBank genome assembly. Lineage: Eukaryota; Metazoa; Nematoda; Chromadorea; Rhabditida; Anisakidae.
ACUCCUCCAGUAGGUGAUGUGUCCGGCAAAGCUUCAGUUGAUCAGGCGUUUUUGAAUGAGAAUCAGCCAGCACAAAUCAGCAAAAUCAGCCAGCAAAGUGAUCUGAAUUAUUCUCGUAAUCAGUACACUUCUCAGCAACAAAUUUUACACAGUGAAGCACUUAAACCAACAAUUUUCGAGGACAGCGAAGGACUGCCAUCAUCACCACCACAACUAAUCCCUUACCGUGAACAUUCAUCAUCUAGUGAGCCAUCCGAAAUGUGCGGAGAGGAAAGUUCGCGUCAACUAUCGUGGCAAGAAGUUCCGCAACUCGCUUCCCCUUCACCUUUGACCUAUGCAUCAUUCAUUUGUACCAACACUACGCUAUAUUUCGCUCUUGAGGGCGAUGAAAUGAGUGGGGAGUGGCGGUGGAUUCAAUCCGAAAAUUAG